AUGCCUCUUGCAAAGAACGAAUAUCUCAGCGACUCCUGGAAAGAUGGCAUCUUCGCAAACAAGGUGGUCUUCUGCACCGGGGGUGCCGGGACCAUCUGCAGCGCCCAAGUCCGGGCCCUAGUUCACCUCGGAGCAAACGCCUGUAUCAUCGGUCGCAAUGUCGAGAAGACUGAGCGCGUUGCGCAAGAUAUUGCGACUGCGCGACACGGCGCCAAGGUAAUUGGAAUUGGUUCGGUGGACGUGCGCAAGCUCGAGGCUUUACAGCAAGCCGUGGAGCGCUGUGUGAAGGAGCUCGGAGGGAUCGAUUUUGUCAUUGCUGGUGCGGCGGGUAACUUCCUGGCUUCUAUUGAGCAGCUCUCGGCCAAUGCCUUCAAGUCAGUGAUGGAUAUUGAUGUGAUCGGCUCUUAUAAUACCCUCAAAGCUACUCUGCCAUACUUGAAAGAGUCCGGCAAAAAGCACCAGAUGGAUAACAAGUCUCUUCAGCCAUCUCCCAUCGGAACUGGUGGUAGAAUCAUCUUCGUCAGCGCAACUAUUCACUACCGGGGUAUGCCUUUCCAGACCCACGUGUCGGUCGCCAAGGCUGGUAUCGAUGCUUUGUCGCACAGUGUCGCGCUCGAGUAUGGUCCUCGUGGCAUGACCUCCAAUAUUAUCGCACCGGGUCCUAUUGCACAGACGGAGGGCUUUGAACGACUCCUACCAUCUGACGCAUUGGAGGCCUACAUUAAGAGCCAGCCUCUCGGUCGCGUGGGCCACGUUCGGGACAUUGCCGAUGCCACUGUGUAUCUGUUCUCAGACACCGGUAGCUAUGUUACCGGUCAGACCCUUGUUGGUGAGUUCAUCUGA
Penicillium olsonii is the source of this 843-nucleotide messenger RNA. The record is from the annotation of a GenBank genome assembly. NCBI's taxonomy places the organism in Eukaryota, Fungi, Ascomycota, Eurotiomycetes, Eurotiales, Aspergillaceae.